AUGCAGGCAGGGAGAUGUGGAGAUGGAGGUGCUGAAGAAAAGGGAUCGAUAGGUUUAUGGGUACUGGAGAUGAGGUCAGUGGGUCCUGGAGAUCGGGCAAGGCUGGUGCUAUGUGGAGGAUUAAUAAAGAAAAUGAAGUCUAGCAACAAAUCUGAGAUGAUUCGGCUGUGGAUUUGCUUGGUGGGUGCAGAAGUUGUAGUCUUCAGUUGUGGGAAGGAAGAGAGAGAAGCUCUUUUGAGUCUAAACUCCGGUCUCCGCUUCCCUUUCUCUUGGGAGUGGGAAGGAACCGAUUGUUGUCAAUGGAAAAGGGUUGAGUGCAACGCCACCACAGGGAGAGUAGCCAAACUCGACCUUUCUUGCUGGUACUGUGGUUCUACUGCAUAUGAGAUGGAUCCAUAUUUUAGUGGGUACUUAAACUCGGAUUUUGCUGUUUUUAAAGAUUUGAAGAGUCUCAACUUGUCAAACAGUAUGAUAGUUGGUUGUGCAGACAACGAUGAAGGCUUGAAAAAUCUGGAAGUACUUGACUUGAGUUAUAAUGACUUGAAUAAUGGAGCCAAAAUUCUCUCUUGCUUGGAUGGGCUUUCAUCUCUAAAGUCUCUAUAUUUAGCAUUUAACAGCCUCGAUGCAUCUUCCUUGCACGAUUUUGAAACUCUGUCAUCAAAGGUGCGUAAUCUGGAGGUCCUUGACAUUAGUUACAACCCAUUGACUAAUGAAAUCCUGCCAUUUAUUGGGCGAUUCUCAUCUUUGAAGGAGCUGUAUUUGGCUAGAACUAAAUUGGACUCAGAUCUUCAUAUUCAAGGUUUAUCUUCAACACUGAUGAAUCUUGAGGUCCUUGACUUGUCAGAAAACAACUUCAAUGACAGUGACAUUGCAUAUGCUCUUAGUGGGCUUUCAUCCCUCAAGUCUCUGUCUUUAGAAGAUAUCCAGUUGACUCGGAAAUCAAUUUUCAGUAUAUCAAAACUGAGUUCUUUGGAGAUCCUUGACUUAGCUAGAAACCAGUUGAAUGAGAGUAUCCUGUGGCGCCUAGGAAAUGAUGGAUUUACAUGGCCAACUGGUUUACAAGUCCUUCGGUUGAAUGGAAACCGAUUCCUUAACAAAGUUUUUUCUUCUCUAACCGGGUUACCUUCUCUCAAAUCUCUUGAUUUAAGUAAUAAUCAAUUAGAAGGAGCACUAGAUAUAAGUGGAUUAUCGAUUUUGACCAGUUUGAAGAUUCUCGAUCUAAGGUUUAAUCAAAUCAACAAUUUUGUGGUCCAUCGAGGCUUACAAAGUAUAAGCACAUUGGAUGUCCUUGCUUUAGAUGGGAAUGCGAUAGAUGGAAAAAAGCUAAGCAAGUCCUUACCAACUUUACCAUCUCUUAAGGUGCUUUCUCUGACUCAGAUUCCAUUUAAGGGAGCAAUUAUUGCUCGAGAUUUUCGUGAUCUGAAAAACCUAGAACGCUUGGUCUUGGAUGGAAGUUCUAACCUGGAAAGUGAAUUUUUUGAAAGUAUUGGAGAUUUGACUUCUUUGAAAGUUUUGUCUCUUUCCGAAUGUGAUAUAAAUGGCACACUUCCUGCGGCUGAUUGGUUUAAGCUGAAAAAGCUAGAAGAGUUAAAUCUAAUCUUUAAUAAAUUUGAGGGGCCACUUCCCGCAACUUUUGUAAACAUGACGUCUCUUCGAAUAUUGGAAUUAUCUCAAAAUAACUUCAUUGGAAAUUUUGCUUCUAACCUUGCAAGUCUUACUUCACUUGUAUAUUUUGGUUUUAAAGAAAACCAAUUUGAGGUCCCUAUUUCUUUCGCACCAUUUGCCAAUCAUUCAAAUCUCAAGUUCAUUUAUGGUGAAGGCAACAAAGUCAUUAUGGACUCACAGCCUUUCUUGCAAACUUGGAUUCCAAAAUUUCAAUUACAAGUACUUAGUUUGUCUUCAACAACAGAGGCUAAUUCCAUUCCUUUCCCUAAUUUUCUUCUAUAUCAAUAUAACAUAACUAGUCUGGAUUUUACCAGUUGCUUGUUGGAAGGAGAGUUUCCUCACUGGUUGUUGGAGAAUAACACACAAUUGACAGAAAUUCUUUUGAGAAAUUGCUCUUUUACUGGUAAUUUUCAGCUACCAUCACGGCCUCUUCCCAAGAUAAGGAAGAUUGAUGUGUCUGACAAUAUUAUAACUGGUCAGCUAUUUAGCAGCAAUAUCAGUUCAAUCUUUCCAAAUUUGCAAUUUCUGAACAUGUCUAUAAAUGACAUCCAAGGUUCAAUUCCUCAUGAAUUCAGCCAAAUGCACUUAUUGGAUACAUUGGAUCUCUCAUAUAAUAAUUUGUCAGGAGAAAUACCAAAGAACAUAUCUGGUUACAGGUCUCAGCUCAAGUAUUUGAAACUUUCCAACAAUAAGCUACAUGGACCCGUGUUUCCUACUUUGUCGAGUUUGAAGAACUUGGAAGAAGUGUAUUUUGACGGCAAUAGUCUUUCUGGAAGUAUAUAUAGGUUUUCUGCUGCAUCAUUGAUGGCCUUGGAUAUAAGCAAUAAUCAUUUAGUGGGAAAGCUACCAAGUGUGAUUGGAAAUUUGUCGAAAUUGGUAGUGCUUUCACUGUCCAACAAUGAUCUUGGAGGACCUAUUUCAACAAGAUUUGUGGAACUGGAAGAUCUAGCAUAUCUAGAUAUCUCACAAAAUAAUUUCUCUGGUUUGUUACCAUCUUUUGCCAAUCCUUUCCUGAGAUUCAUCCACAUGAGCAAUAAUAUGUUUACUGGCUUGUCCAAAUCGACUUUCAAUAGUUCUUCAUUGGUGAUUCUUGACCUUAGUUACAAUAAAAUAACCAGUAACAUUCAAGAUACGAUCUUAGAACUUGAAAAAUCACCAUUGCACAUUCUCAUAUUGAAAGGUAAUCACUUUUCAGGACAUAUACCACAACAGUUAUGCCAGCUGAAAGAAUUGUUUAUACUAGACCUUUCUUGUAAUAAUUUUUCUGGUUUGGUACCCAAUUGCUUGGGUAAAAUGCCUUUCGAGAUCGACAACAGUGCGGCAUUAGGUAUUGAUGGUGUCCUUCCUGCUACUGGUUAUAGCAGAUGGGGAAAGUCAUUUCCAAUCGCAAAAGCAAAAGUGAACUUCACUACAAAGAAAAGAUCCUACACUUAUAAAGGGUAUAUCCUUGCUUAUAUGUCUGGAAUUGACUUGUCCAAUAAUAAAUUAAAUGGGAAUAUUCCAUCCGAAUUUGGAAAGUUGACAAGAAUUCGAACAUUAAACUUGUCCCACAAUGAUUUUAACGGACAAAUUCCAGCUUCAUUUUCCAAUUUGGUACAAAUAGAGAGUUUGGAUCUUUCUUCUAACAAGUUGACUGGUCAAAUUCCCCCUCAACUAAGUGAGUUAUCCUUUCUUGCUGUAUUUAGUGUAGCACAUAAUAACUUAUCUGGUGAAACACCCGAAAGAAAAGGCCAGUUUAUUACCUUUGAUGAAAGCAGUUACGAGGGUAAUCCUUUUCUUUGUGGACCGCCACUGCCGAAAAGUUGCAAUCCUGAUUAUAGACAACCACAUGUUAUUCCAUCAAACACCUCUUACACUGAUGGGGAAAACUGCAGUUUCGUUGAUAUGUUUGCCUUCUGGAUAUGUUUUGGUGUGUCGUACACAUCAGUAUUGUUGGUAAUUGCAGCAACUCUCUAUAUUAAUCCUUACUGGAGGCGAACGUGGUUUUAUUAUAUAGAAUUGGUCUGCACAAAUUGUUACUACUUUCUUGAGGACCAUAUUUUGCUCAAGUUUUCAAAUUGUACAACGUCAUAA
Messenger RNA from Sphenostylis stenocarpa, 3738 nucleotides. Lineage: Eukaryota; Viridiplantae; Streptophyta; Magnoliopsida; Fabales; Fabaceae. The record is from the annotation of a GenBank genome assembly.